UAAGCCGCAUUUGGUCUCAGACUUGCGAGAGGGUACGGCGCGCUGAUCCUGUCCCGGCCGUGUGUGUUAUUUUUUACAGAGAUAAUUCUCAGGUGACCAUACUGUUUCAGUUCGUGAUCUGAGUUUGAUCGAAUGGAUUAUCAUAAAUUCUUCUCGGAAAAUGCUCUACGUCGCCUUCCGUCGUGGAUUGGGGCCCUCAGAAAGUACAUCGUGAAUCCAUCGCCGGAUAUGCUGUGGCUGGCAGGAGGUCUCCCCAACGACGCCAUCUUUCCCUUUUACGAAGCGACGGUCAAGCUGAGAGACGGGCAGGUCCUCGAAGUGGGUCCUGAUCUCAUGGCGAAGGGCCUGCAGUAUGGAGGUCCUACAGGUUACGGCCCGCUUUUGAAGCACCUCUCGGACCUGACCCAGCGGCUGCACUCGCCCCCGCUGUGGUCGAGCAGCAAACAGGUGGUCACUGUUGGGGGCCAGGACGGUAUCGCCAAGGCCUUCGUCAUGCUAACUGAUCCCGGCGACUACGUGAUCAUCCCUGAGCCUUGUUACGCUGGUAUAUUCUCGGAGUUGAGUGCGCUCGUCCCUCACUAUCUCCCGGUUGAAGAGGACCAGGAAGGCAUGAAACCUGAUGCUUUGAGGUCAACUUUGUCUCGCUGGAAGGCCGAGACGGGAGGAAAUGAGGCUGGGAAAAAGAUCAAGUACAUGUACAUUAACCCGAGCGGCAGCAAUCCUUCGGGAACGACGCUGAGUGAGGCUCGACGUCGGGAGAUCUACGCCCUUGCCUGCGAGUACGACUUCCUCAUCCUCGAGGACGACCCCUACUACUUUUUGCAGUUUAUCGAUGAGUUCCCGCCGAGCUUCCUGAGCCUGGACACGGAGGGCCGAGUCCUGAGGUUCGACUCCUUCUCCAAGACGCUCAGCGCUGGACUCCGGGUCGGCUACCUCACGGGACCGACGCCUCUUGUCGAAAAGAUCAAUCAGCACAUAAUGGCUACAGUGCUGGGUUCAGCAGGCCUGUCUCAGGUACUGAUAGCCGAGUUGUUUAACCUCUGGGGCUUAGACGGGUUCCUUCAGCACGUGAAAGAAGUUCGGCAGUUUUACCGAAGCAAACGGGAUGCCAUCUUGCAAGCGGCAGAAAAACAUCUUACUGGCCUCUGUGAAUGGAAUGUGCCUCAAGGUGGAAUGUUUUUGUGGAUUAAGGUGCUUGGAGUGAAGGACACGGGGGACAUGCUGCUGGAGCGAAGUGCAGCCAGAAACGUCCUUCUGGUUCCUGGGAAAGGCUUCACCACCAAGUUCGAUCUUCCUUGCCAGUACAUGAGGGCUUCUUACUCCACUGUCACGCCUGAGCAGAUGGAUAAAGCCUUCAGAAUUCUUGCGGAGGUGAUCAGAGAAGAAAUGCAACGGCCUUAACCGAAAGAUUCUUAGUUGCUUUUAAUUUUUAAUUCCUAUUUUCACGUUUUUCACUGUUAACAUUCCAAAUGUGUGUUGUUCACUAAUGCAAAUCAUCGAAAUAGGCUAGCUUUAUUUCUACGAUUAUUAUUCAAGGCUGUAUUUGCAGUGGCCUAUUUUUACUGGAGAUU
Penaeus chinensis is the source of this 1571-nucleotide messenger RNA. RefSeq names its product kynurenine/alpha-aminoadipate aminotransferase, mitochondrial-like. Gene Ontology annotation, molecular function: L-kynurenine:2-oxoglutarate transaminase activity; pyridoxal phosphate binding. The transcript is spliced from 11 exons. NCBI's taxonomy places the organism in Eukaryota, Metazoa, Arthropoda, Malacostraca, Decapoda, Penaeidae. Gene Ontology annotation, biological process: biosynthetic process. The coding region runs from base 133 to 1401 and encodes 422 amino acids. The record is from RefSeq and is a predicted model, not a curated record.